UCUCUACUUUGGUGCGCUGCAUACGCGGCUCGAACAGCUGACAGUUCGUUUCAGUUGCGCGCAGCUGAGCAAGCAGCAACAGAUUUGAAGCUGCUUCUCUUUUGUCUUUUACUAAUAUUUGUGUGUAAGUCUAAACAACAGUCACUAGUAAACAAGCACAUGUAUUGCAACUAAGAGAUUUUUGAGCGCGCUAAAACGUCCUCGAACUGUGCAUCAAAUCUGUCUUAGAUGUUGCGACGCGUGCUUGGGUUUAGCGCUUUAGGCGCUGGCCUCGUCAGCACUGGCCUGAGCCUCCACACGAAUGACUAUGAACUCAAUUCGCUGGGUAUUGUGCGUUUGACGCGUUCUGCCUGCGCUGUGGUCGAUGUGGCGCUCACCUACAAGCGGGAGCUCUAUUAUAAGGAGUGGGACAAGUCCACGCCCGAGUACAAGGCUGAGAAGAGUCGCGUGCAUAAAAUCGCCGCUGAGAAACUACUCGAGCUCAUCUGCACAAACAAGGGCGUAUAUAUCAAAGUGGGUCAACAUAUUGGAGCACUGGAAUAUUUGCUGCCCAAGGAGUUUGUACAGACAAUGAAGGUGCUGCAUUCGGAUGCGCCACAGAAUCCUAUCGAGGAUUUAUACAAGGUCAUACGACAGGACUUGAAACGGAAUCCCGAGGACUUCUUCGAUGACUUUGAGCGUGAGCCGCUGGGCACUGCAUCAUUGGCACAGGUGCACAAAGCGCGACUGAAGACAGGUGAAGUGGUGGCUGUUAAGGUGCAGCAUCCAUAUGUCAAAGGCAACUCGCGCGUCGACAUGAAGACCAUGGAGCUGGCCGUCAAAGUGCUGGCGCUCAUAUUUCCCGACUUUAAAAUACAAUGGCUUGUCGAGGAGUCCAAGAAGAAUCUGCCCAUUGAGCUGGACUUUCUGAACGAGGGCAAAAAUGCCGAAAAGGUCGCCGAGCAGUUUAAGAAAUACAGCUGGCUGCGUGUGCCGAAAAUCUACUGGGAGCUGAGCUCAUCCCGUGUGCUAGUCAUGGAGUAUCUGGAGGGCGGACAUGUCACAGAUUUGGAUUACAUUAAGAAGCAUAAUAUUGAUGCCUUUGCGGUGGCCAACAGAAUCGGACAGCUUUACUCGGAGAUGAUCUUCUCCACGGGCUUUGUGCACAGCGAUCCACAUCCGGGCAACAUACUGGUGCGGCAGACGCCCAAAAACAAUUUAGAAAUCGUUUUGCUGGAUCAUGGACUCUAUGCGAAUCUUAGCGAUAAAUUUCGCUAUGAAUACUCAAAGCUCUGGCUAAGCAUCUUGAAUGUCGAUCGCAAAUCCAUGCGACAGCACAGCGAGCAGCUGGGCAUCAAAGGCGAUCUGUAUGGACUGUUUGUUUGCAUGGUGACGGGCCGACCCUGGGAUACACUGAUGCAGGGCAUUAACAAAGUCAAAUAUUCCAAAGAAGAGAAGAACACACUGCAGAGCAACACGUCGCUUGUGCUGCCUCACAUUUCGGAUGUGCUCGAGCAGGUGGAUCGGCAAAUGUUGCUCAUACUGAAGACAAACGAUUUGAUACGCGGCAUUGAGUCAACGCUGCGCACACAGAACCGCAUGACCGCCUUCUGGGUGAUGUCCAAGUGCUGUGUGCAAUCCUCCUACGCGGAGCAGCUGGCCAAGCAACCGGAGGCAGCGAAACGCUGGCAGUUGAGGCUACGCGAACGUUGGGAUCUAUUCAAAUUGAAUAUCUACUACCUCUAUCUGGGGUUAAUUAACUUUGGAUUUCUUGCGGCGCUCAAGCAGGUGCUCUAGCUUGGACAGCACUUGGAAUGAAGUACAAAUUAAAAUGGGAUAAAUGCAAACUAAAA
Messenger RNA from Drosophila navojoa, 1832 nucleotides. RefSeq names its product aarF domain containing kinase 1 (gene Adck1). The record is from RefSeq and is a predicted model, not a curated record. NCBI's taxonomy places the organism in Eukaryota, Metazoa, Arthropoda, Insecta, Diptera, Drosophilidae. Gene Ontology annotation, cellular component: mitochondrial inner membrane. Gene Ontology annotation, molecular function: ATP binding; protein kinase activity. Gene Ontology annotation, biological process: protein phosphorylation; lipid homeostasis; mitochondrion organization.